Ceratotherium simum simum (southern white rhinoceros) is the source of this 2740-nucleotide messenger RNA. It is a transcript of the gene SYT17, whose product is annotated as synaptotagmin 17. Gene Ontology annotation, biological process: calcium-ion regulated exocytosis. Gene Ontology annotation, cellular component: plasma membrane; exocytic vesicle. Gene Ontology annotation, molecular function: calcium-dependent phospholipid binding; SNARE binding; calcium ion binding. NCBI's taxonomy places the organism in Eukaryota, Metazoa, Chordata, Mammalia, Perissodactyla, Rhinocerotidae. The record is from RefSeq and is a predicted model, not a curated record.
CCGGCCCCGCCUGCGCCGGGGUCGCUGCAGUCCCCGCGGCUGCCCCGGGCUCUCUCCCCAGGCGCCCCGGCUUGAUUGCAGCCGGGGGAGCGCCUCGGGGGGAGCGCGGGACAGCGAGGGAGGCCGAGGCGGGGGCCCUGGGUGCCCCAGCUCUCCAACCUGGGAGGCGGCCCCGACACCGGGAGCCGGAACGCAGGGAAAGGCAAGGACGGGGCGGCCGGCGGAGGGGCGGGCGCCGCUCAUCAGCCACGCCAGUCACGUCUGGGGCCACCCGGCUGCCUUCUUCUUCCUUUCCCCCUUUGCUGUCUCCCCCCUCCCCUGUUGGCGAGGGCAAAGUGGCCGUGGCGGCGCCAUGCCCGGGCCGGAGUGAGUGCGCGCGGGCGAAAAUGGCGUACAUCCAGGACAGUUGGAACCUUUAAAUGAGGGUUUUCUUUCUAGAAUCUCCGAUCUGCUGCUGUGCAGGUGCACUUGCCGGCACUGCUGUGAGAAAUGCUGUGCGUCCAGCUGCUGCCAGUCGAGCGAGGAUGAAGUUGAAAUUCUGGGACCUUUCCCUGCCCAGACCCCUCCCUGGCUGAUGGCUAGCCGGAGCAGUGACAAGGACGGGGACUCCGUCCACACAGCCAGCGAAGUCCCGCUGACCCCACGGACCAGCUCCCCAGAUCGGAGAUGCUCGUCCUCAGACACAUCCAAGUCCACGUACAGCCUGACCCGGAGGAUUUCAAGUCUUGAGUCCAGACGACCCAGCUCCCCGCUCAUUGAUAUCAAACCCAUCGAGUUUGGCGUUCUCAGCGCCAAGAAGGAGCCCAUCCAGCCCUCGGUGCUCCGACGGACCUACGCCCCGGACGAUUAUUUCAGCAAGUUCGAGCCCCGGCUCUACUCCCUGGACUCCAACAGCGACGACGUGGACUUUCUGACGGACGAGGAGAUCCUGUCCAAGUACCAGCUGGGCAUGCUGCACUUCAGCACCCAGUACGACCUGCUGCACAACCACCUGACCGUGAGGGUCAUCGAGGCCCGGGACCUGCCGCCCCCCCUCUCCCACGACGGCGCGCGCCAGGACAUGGCGCACUCCAACCCCUACGUCAAGAUCUGCCUCCUGCCGGACCAGAAGAACUCCAAGCAGACGGGGGUCAAACGCAAGACCCAGAAGCCCGUCUUCGAGGAGCGCUACACCUUCGAGAUCCCCUUCCUGGAAGCGCAGAGGAGAACCCUGCUCCUGACCGUGGUGGAUUUUGAUAAGUUCUCGCGCCACUGCGUCAUUGGGAAGGUGGCCGUGCCUCUGUGCGAGGUUGACCUGGUGAAAGGCGGGCACUGGUGGAAGGCGCUGAUCCCCAGUUCUCAGAAUGAAGUAGAGCUGGGGGAGCUGCUUCUGUCGCUGAAUUAUCUCCCAAGUGCUGGGAGACUGAAUGUCGAUGUUAUUCGAGCCAAGCAACUUCUUCAGACAGACGUGAGCCAAGGUUCAGACCCCUUUGUGAAAAUCCAACUGGUACAUGGACUCAAGCUUGUGAAAACAAAGAAGACAUCCUUCUUAAGAGGCACAAUUGAUCCUUUCUACAAUGAAUCGUUCAGCUUCAAAGUUCCCCAAGAAGAACUGGAAAAUGCCAGCCUUGUGUUUACAGUGUUCGGCCACAACAUGAAAAGCAGCAACGACUUCAUCGGAAGGAUCGUCAUCGGCCAGUACUCCUCGGGCCCCUCCGAAUCCAACCACUGGCGGCGGAUGCUCAACACCCACCGCACGGCCGUGGAGCAGUGGCACAGCCUGAGGUCCCGGGCCGAGUGUGACCGCGUGUCUCCUGCCUCGCUGGAGGUGACCUGAGGGCUGCGGGGAAGGCAGCUUUCACCUGUGAAAAAAAAAGGAAGAAAAUUUGAGACAGAAAAAAUGUGUCACAUACCUAUUGCAUCCACACCUGCGUGCACACACACACAACACACACAGACAGACACACACACACCACGCCAAAUCCUCUCAGAACUGAGAGGAAGCUGACUACUGAUCACAAAAUGGCCGCCCUCAAUGAGUGAGGCCUCAGAACUUUCUGGAAGCCCCAUCCAUGUGUCACAAGCUGAGUGGGCUCUGCUGUGAGACUUAUUGGCAGUGCUUGCUCUUGUUGGUACCCCUGCCCCAAAAUGCACUUUCAACCCUCAGGCCAGAGGAAGGGCCUCCCUCAGGGCGCCGACCUCCAUCGAGACGAAAUUUUCAAAGAAGUUGGCCAGUGUGUGGGAGGCCCGACCCCCACGCCCAAAACGCACACCCACUGGGUGUCUUCUGAACGGGCUGCUGUUCCCAGGGGUUCUUCAAACCUGAUACCUUUCCCCAAAAGUGUAAGUACUUUGUCUUCUCUUUAGUGGACGUGAUAAAUAGGUUAGACCAUUUGGAAAAACCAAAUGGCAACAAAAAAUAUUCCAGUGUAGGAAACUUCCCUGGCUUAACUGAGUUUGUCCUUGUGUUAGCUUAUUCCUGGGGACCCCAUGUGGGUACGUAUGUGGAUGUUCUCGUGCGUGUGCCCUCACAGGUGAACACGUGUGUGCCUGUGUGUCCUUUUGGCGAUCAAGGCGGUGGGCCGGGACCUCAACCCUGACCGCUGCCUUUUCUCUGCCUCUCUCAUCAGUGAGAUUUCACUGUGUCCUCCUGUCUGUCAGGACCCCACCUUCAGUAACAGUAGCGUGUCCGUAUGUCAAAUAAAUAGAAUAUAAUAGAGCAAAAGUAACAUUUUUUGACUGAAUCAUGGUGAUUGUGACU